Plodia interpunctella (Indianmeal moth) is the source of this 3654-nucleotide messenger RNA. RefSeq names its product zinc finger protein 271-like. Bases 205 to 2871 code for a protein of 888 amino acids. The record is from RefSeq and is a predicted model, not a curated record. The transcript is spliced from 5 exons. NCBI's taxonomy places the organism in Eukaryota, Metazoa, Arthropoda, Insecta, Lepidoptera, Pyralidae. Gene Ontology annotation, cellular component: nucleus. Gene Ontology annotation, biological process: regulation of gene expression.
UAAAAAAAAUAAGACUUUGACAUUAGUACCUAAAUAUAUGUACGGCUCGUAGAUCAAAAGAAAGGCUAGAAAAAGGGCUGGCUACGCAAGCUUGGCUUGUUUUUAUUUAUUUUAUUAAUAAUAAGAGUAAUAACCCUAUGACACCAAAUUAUAUUUUAUUUAUUUAAUUUAUAUAUAUUAUAUGAAAGUCUUAUAAGUGUGGCAAUGGCGAGCAGUAUGUCCCAGCCCUCAUCAGAAUCAGUUCUCAUUGAGAUUGAAAUUAAACCAGAAUCAGACUACAUCGCUCAAGAGGCCCCGGUUGAGAUUGAAAUAAAGCUGGAACCAGUUGAUGCUCCGCCGGACUUUGGAUUUCCAACGGAGACUGAGUUAGUUUCACAUGAGCGGAUUUCUUUGUCUGUGAUCAAAGUGGAACCUAAUUCAGAUGAUGAAAUAAAAUAUGAGGAAUCGUGUGGAUCUUCGAAGCUGUCAGAAGUUGACCCGUUUAACAAUAUUGAUACGAAAUUGGAGACUCGUGAAGGUUCCAUAUGCCAAGGACUGGAUACAGAAACGUAUAUGAGAAUAGGUGCCUCCUCAGGACAAUCGAAGGUAGCUGACAAACGAAGACAACCUAAAGUCAGAACAUCCGAUAGCGAGUCUCAGGAGUCCACCACUCAGACUGCUCGGGGACUGCAGUGUGAUGUUUGUCAGCGGCAGUUUAGGAGAACUGGGGACUUGAAAGUACAUUCCAGAAUCCACAUUGGGGAGAAGCCACCGAAUUGUGAAGUGUGUCACAAAGAGUUUAGUGAUAGGAAACAUUUGUUAAUACACAUGAAAAUACAUACGAGCGAAAAACGCUUUCAGUGUGAAGUGUGCCAGUACCGGUGUCUUCGUAGGUUCGAUAUGUUAAGGCAUAUAAGAACUCACGGUGGAGAGAAACCUUUUAAAUGUGAACUAUGCCCACUUCAGUCUAAUCGCAAAUCAGAAUUAUUAAAACACAUGAGAGUUCACACUGGUGAGAAACCAUAUCAGUGCGAGGUGUGUCAGUACCAGUGCAGAAGGAAAUUUGAUUUAACACGACAUAAAAAAAUUCACUCCGACGAGAAACUUUUUGAGUGUGGAGCUUGUGAAUACCGGUGUAAUAUGAAAUCCGCUUUAUUCAGACACAUGAAAUUGCACACUGCCGAGAAACCGUUUCAGUGUGAACUGUGUCCGUACCAGACUGAUCGUAAAUUGGAUUUAUUACAACACAUAAAAAUUCACACUGGUGAGAAACCUUUUGAAUGUGAAGUGUGCCAGUACCGGUGUAGUCGUAGAUUCGAUUUAUUGCGACAUAAAAAAACUCACACUGAUGAGAAACCUUUUAAAUGUGAUGUAUGUCAAUAUCGGAGUAAUAAUAAAUCCUCUUUAACAAGACACAUGAAAUUACACACUGGCGAGAAACCAUUCCAGUGUGAACUGUGUCAAUGGUCAUUUAGAAUAAGAAGUCAAUUAGUACAUCACAUAAAAAUUCACAAUGGUGAGAAACAUUUGCAGUGUGAAAUGUGUGAAUACCGGGCUUAUCUGAAACACGAUUUAAUAAAACACACGAGAACUCACACUGGCGAGAAACCAUAUCAAUGUGAAAUUUGUCAGAAGGCAUUUAGAGAAAAGGGUACUUUAACAAAACACAUAAAAACUCACACGGGUGAGAAACCAUUUCAAUGUGAACUGUGUCAGUACCGGUGUAUUCAGAAAUACGAAUUAUUGAGACACAUAAGAACUCACACGGGUGAGAAACCAUAUCAUUGUGAUGUGUGCCAAAAAGCAUAUAGUAAAAGAAAAAAUUUAAAACGUCAUGUGAGAACUCACCUCGAUGAGAAACCUAUUAAACUGCCAGUGGCGAGCGAUAUGUCUCAAACUUCGUCAGCUUUCAUUGAGGUCAAAAUUGAGCCAAUUGAGAUCGAAAUAGAGCUGGAGCCAGUUGAGGCUCCGGCCCCCAGCGGUGGCGCGCCUCGUGAGCGGGUGGACGUCAAACCUGAACCAGUAGACACUGCUCUAAUUGUGAUCAAAGUAGAACCACAGUCAGAGGAUGAAAUAAAAAGUGAGGAAUCAUGUGAUGCUUCCUCAGUCCAAAUGUUGAUAUCUGACAAACGAAAACUAGCUGCAGCCAGAUCAACCAACAGGAAACAGAGCAAGUCCCAACCAGAGUCAACCACUCUCACUACUCCAGGUCUCCAGUGUGAUGUUUGUCAGCAACGGUUUGAGCAUAGUAAUGACACGAUGAAGCAUUAUAGAACUCACACUGGCAAGAAGUCUUUUCCAUGUGAAGUGUGUCAAAAGGCAUUUAGUAAAAUACAAAAUUUGAUAAGACACAUGAGAACUCACACUGGUGAGAAACUUUUUCAAUGUGAAGUGUGCCAAAAGGCGUUUAGUGAAAGAGGUACUUUAACAAAACACAUGAGAACACACACUGGUGAGAAACCAUUCAAGUGUGAACUGUGUCAACACCAGUUUAAACAUAAAUUUGCCUUAUCAAGACACAUACGAACUCACACUGGUGAGAAACCUUUUCAAUGUGAGUUGUGUCAAAAUACAUUUAGUGAAAGAGGUAAUUUAAUAAAACAUAUACAUAGAAUUCACACAGGAGAGAAAUCUUUUCAGUGUGAACUGUGUCAAAAGGAAUUUAGUGAAAAAGGUGCUUUAACAAAACAUAAAAGAACUCACACCGACGAGAAACCUUUUAAUUGUGAACUGUGUCAGAAGAAAUUUCGUGAAAAAGGUGCUUUAACAAACCAUAAGAGGACUCAUACCGGAGAGAGACCCUUUCAAUGUGCAGUGUGCCAAAAGGAGUUUCGUGAAAAAGGUGCUCUAAAGAAACAUUUAAGGACUCAUGCUGACGAGAAGCCUGCUUGAUGUGAAAUUGUCAAAAAGCAUUUAAAACAAGACUAGAUUGUGUGGUUAUUAAACUUUAUUUAAAAGGCAUAUGACACAAUUUUUCUUUACUAAAAGCUGACCACCUGAGCCACUCAACUUUUAGUAAAGAAAAAUUGUGUCAUACACUCUUAAGUGAAUCUCCACAUAAGGCAGACCAAACCACAACCUAAAAAAGACACAGUGUGAUGUUUACUGAUGAUGGUUUAAGUAUGCUUCGCUUAUGAACAGGCUCUAUAGCACAGCACUCACAAUGGUGAGAAGCCUUUUUAAUAAAACUUUCACAUAAAAGUAACUUAUCAGAUUACAUGAGAACUCACACUGGCGAGAACUCAUUUCAAUGUGAAGUGAGUCUAAAGGAAUUUAUAAGUUAUUUUACAAUACAGAUAAUCUCAUAAUAUUGUGAGUGGAUCAGUGUUGUGUCAAAAAGAGUUAAAGGCAUGUUAGACAAGACACGCUUAGCAUACAUUAUUUUUAUUGCACAUUGGUGAGAAACCUUUCAGAUCUGAAAUGUGACAGAGUAACAUUUUGGUUACCCGAUUACAAAUAUUUGGAACUUUUAUCAAGAUAGCUCUCAGACAGGCAGAUGAGGGCAAAGCCUCUCUCGAAUUUCAUAUCCAGAAAUUCCUAUGGUAGUGAUAGUGCCUGGGUGUGAGCUAUCUUUUGAUAGAUAUGAAUUAUAAUUCUCCAGGAUAACAGUGAUUCUAGGUAUAGAUAUGUAAGAAUGCAUUUACCUAUGUUUUACAAUAAAAAUAUUUUUUUUUA